This is a messenger RNA of Rhagoletis zephyria (snowberry fruit fly), 903 nucleotides long. RefSeq lists its product as uncharacterized. The record is from RefSeq and is a predicted model, not a curated record. Lineage: Eukaryota; Metazoa; Arthropoda; Insecta; Diptera; Tephritidae.
AAUGCGCUUGGCCGGAGCUGUGGAGCGCACGUGAAUUGCAGCAAAAGUAUUUAGGCGCAUACUUAAUCGCAGAACGAAGUGGUUUAAACCAAAUAGCAAGGACUCGAAAAAUUGUAAACAUUUCGAAAUUUUUGCAUGUGAAUCUUAAAAGUGAUAAGAAAUUUCUGCCGCAAAUUUGAUAAGAACGAUACGAUGAACUUCAGGCGAAGCUCACUCAUUCUACUGCUGAUGCUGGUGUUGCUUUACUUUUGCGCAGAGUCGGAAGCCAAAAAGUGGCGUUCACAUCACAAGAAGAGAAGUAAUUCACCUAAAAUUUCGGCCACUUUUCGUACAGUACCGCCAAAACGCAAACCAAUGCCAAAGCAUCUAACCGCUGCACACAAACGAAAUGCGAAAAUGAACUACUACCAUCCGCUGCCCACCAGUUGGCCUACUCACUUUGCGGAUACUUUGCCACCUACAUACUACUUAGCCUCGAACUAUCCACGUUGGCGCUCUUAUCUUACAGCGCCGGUGCGAAGAAAUACACUAAGAAAAAUGGAUUUGACGCCACCAUUUGUGCCCCUUCUUCCGUUUGCUGCACAUCCGACGGCAAUGCGGCGCGCCGAUGAAUUCGAUAUUAACAGCAGCAGCAGCACUUUAUCCACUGCACCUUUGGUCGAUAUGAGCGCUUUCAAUGCCGCCAUUGCGGAUGGUAUUCUGGACACUGACUUUUCCCAAUCGUCUGCAAAUCGAGACUUUCUACAACCGGAGAUUUCAUUAGGUGGCUGGACGCCAGUAGACUACAAGUCGUUUAUGGCAGAUGCGGAUUUCAGUCUCUUAAACGAUCAGAUGGAUCUAAGCCGUCGACUGGACAUGGAUGGACCGAUGUAUAGCAAUCCAUUUGAAACACAUUUUGUUUAA